Molecule: messenger RNA, 597 nt
Organism: Guillardia theta CCMP2712
Lineage: Eukaryota; Cryptophyceae; Pyrenomonadales; Geminigeraceae
Exons: 6
Coding region: 1-597 (198 amino acids)
Source: RefSeq, a predicted model, not a curated record
AUGUACGGGACUCAAGCAGCUCGAUCUGGCGCGAGCACUCGAAUACCGGACCUCCUGGAGCAGUUGAAGUCGGAGUAUGAUGCUCUCGGUCAAGAAUCCACCUUGUUGAAGGCUCAGAAGGAGGAUUUUGAACGCAAAUUGGAAUCUCAGAUUGCUGAAUUGAAUAUGAUGACGCAAACCUUGACUGAACUCGAACGCCAGCAUCGCCAAAUGAAGAACACGUAUGAGGACGAAAUCAAAUGGCUAAAGAGGCAGAUUGAAUCUGCUGGUGGAGUUGUUCAACCGAGGAAGGAUGGAGCUGGAAUGCCGAGUGUUGCUUCCAAGGUUGAAGGGACCCAAUCGUCAGCUCUACCCAGCUGCUUCGGCACAGCGGCAGCGCAUUCUGCAUUGGCCGAUGCUAUUCCCAAUAGCCAGAUCAUGGGGGAUACCCCAAUGGCAAACGCAACAAAUACGUCUGCGGGUGAACCUUCGAAGGCAGUGGACUCCAAAGGCCGUCAGCUCGACGACUGGAAUGUUGUGCACAAUCCGAAUGCCACGAGCAAGAUGCACAUCGAGCUGUGUCACACGCUGGAGCACGACUACCCAGCUCCGAGAUGA